UUUUCUCGGAUGUUAAACAAAGACAGAACGAUGCUCGCAUUCGUUGUGAGCGUUAAGUGGGACCUGCUCAUACUCAAUGAACGAAUAUCGUUUUUUUUCAAAUAUCGAUGAUUUUGCCCAUCCCUACUAUUAUUACUACUAGUCGUCAUCACUGCUGCUACGCCUAGUCCUCAUGAAGGCCAUUUGAGCUUACUGCUGUCCUGUCUGUCCUUACGUAGAUUUGUCAAUGAUUCCCUGCCGUUGACAUCUCUUUCGAAAAUAGUUAGUAUCUACUACUGACUACGUUGAAGCUCGUAGGGAAUCAUUACGGUGAAUUUUCGGUUAUAGAAUAGAAAGAUCGCGUGUCAUUUCUAUUUUAUAUUAUGGAGCCGUACGACGUGAUCGUCAAUCAACCGGUAGUUAUUGACAACGGAUCUGGCGUAAUCAAGGCAGGAUUUGCAGGUGGCCAGAUACCAAAAUGCAGAUUUCCAAAUUAUAUUGGAAGGCCAAAACAUGUACGUGUUAUGGCUGGUGCUUUGGAGGGUGAUCUGUUUGUGGGUCCAAUAGCAGAGGAACAUCGCGGCCUUCUGUCUAUUCGAUAUCCGAUGGAGCAUGGCAUAGUAACAGAUUGGAACGAUAUGGAACAUAUUUGGUCUUACGUAUAUAGUAAAGAUCAAUUAGCUACAUUCAGUGAAGAACAUCCAGUUUUACUCACAGAAGCACCUUUAAAUCCUAGAAAAAAUCGUGAGAAGGCUGCAGAAAUAUUUUUUGAAACUUUUAACGUCCCAGCUCUAUUUGUAUCCAUGCAGGCUGUACUUAGUUUGUACGCAACUGGCAGAACCACAGGAGUAGUUCUAGAUGCUGGUGAUGGUGUUACACAUGCUGUACCGAUUUAUGAAGGUUUCGCUAUGCCACACAGUAUAAUGCGAGUCGAUAUAGCAGGUCGUGAUGUUACAAGGCAUCUUAGGCUACUUUUACGGAAGGAAGGUAUUAAUUUCAAGACUACGGCAGAAUUUGAAAUUGUACGAAUGAUCAAAGAGCGAGCAUGUUAUCUUGCCAGCAACCCGCAGAAAGAAGAAACUAUAGAAACUGAAAAGUUUCAAUAUAUAUUGCCCGAUGGCAGUCACUUGGAGAUUGGUCCAGCACGAUUUAGAGCACCUGAAGUACUCUUUAGACCAGAUCUGAUAGGUGAAGAGUGCGAAGGCCUUCAUGAAGUAUUAACAUAUUCCAUUCAGAAGUCCGACUUAGAUUUAAGAAAAGUUCUAUUUCAAAAUAUUGUUCUGUCUGGAGGAUCAACAUUAUUUCGUGGAUUUGGUGAUAGAUUAUUGUCGGAAAUUCGUAGGAUGUCGCCGAAAGACAUUAAAAUAAGGAUAUCAGCGCCUCAGGAACGAUUGUACAGUACCUGGAUCGGUGGUUCCAUUUUGGCUUCUUUAGAUACUUUUAAGAAGAUGUGGGUCAGUAAAAGAGAGUUUGAUGAGGAUGGUGUACGGGCUAUCCAUCGUAAAACAUUUUGAAUUAUUCAUUUAGAGCAGCAGCUUUUGAGAAAAGCAUGUCGUUAUGUCAAGUAAUUUUAUUAUUAUUAUAAUAAGAAAAUGAUGAUGAUGAUACAUUCGGCACUAUAAUAGACUAUAUAACAAUAUAUAUACCACAGCAGACAUAUUCUUAACUGUUUUGGAUGGUAACUCUUAUAUGAUUUAUGUAUUAUCUUAAAGCAGGCCUGCAGAUAGGGGCAGUUUGUACUUUUCCCAGCUUGAAGGAUCGGCCGACUGCUGCAAUCCCCCCGCGACCCCCAUUCCCUUUCAUUUCAUCAUAACAUCUGCUGCUACAGUUUCUCUUUAUGGCAUAAAACGCGUAAGAGAGACGCUCAAUUUCAGAGAUGGUAUUCUAGCUAGAAAUCGUAUGGGGAUUAUUAUUUAGCGAAUGUUACUCCGUGCACUGUUUAGAGAAAUAGUAUUAUAAUUAUUAUUGGAGAAGUAUUGUUAUUAUUAUUAUUAUUGGUAGUAAAAUAAUAAUAAUACUUUUUUAAACAGUAACAAAACAGCGUGAAGGGCAACACCGCCAAAUGAUCCUCGUAUGAUUUUUUUAGCUAAUAUAAUUUCUGAGAUCAAGCGUCUCUUACGUCUCCAAGAAGAAAAGUUUGGAAGAUGUUAUGAAACGAGAAGAAGCAGAAGAAGAAAAAGAAUAGGGAUGAGGGAGUCGAUGAAAUCCAACUGUGGAAAAGUGCAAACUUCUCUGCAGGCAAUAGGCGGUGUCUACAAAGAUCGUUAUUAUUCAUGCAUUUCUAUCGAUAUUUAAGGAAGUAUAAGUAUAACGCUAAAACGGCUCAGAUUUGGUAAUAUUACUGCUUGUUAGUUUAACGUGUAACUUUGUUUUGAUAAAUGUAUACAUAACAGUUUCGAUACAGUUAUUUAUUAGAUACCUUAAAUAUAUUUCUGAAAAUAUUGCACUGGAUAAAAAAAAGAAAACAAAGAAAAGGAAAUAAAUCAUUAAAAUACUUUAUAAAUGUAAAUAAUAUCUUUUAGAACUAAAUGUAUCAACAACGGAUAGAUAAAAUCCAGUUCCAAAUUGUCACAA
Messenger RNA from Dinoponera quadriceps, 2553 nucleotides. RefSeq names its product actin-related protein 1 (gene Arp1). The coding region runs from base 363 to 1493 and encodes 376 amino acids. The transcript is spliced from 8 exons. The record is from RefSeq and is a predicted model, not a curated record. NCBI's taxonomy places the organism in Eukaryota, Metazoa, Arthropoda, Insecta, Hymenoptera, Formicidae.